Molecule: messenger RNA, 666 nt
Organism: Salvia splendens (bonfire salvia)
Lineage: Eukaryota; Viridiplantae; Streptophyta; Magnoliopsida; Lamiales; Lamiaceae
Exons: 2
Coding region: 1-666 (221 amino acids)
Source: RefSeq, a predicted model, not a curated record
AUGAUCAACACUAGUGGAUUUGGUUGGAAUGACUCUAGUAACAUGAUUACAGUUGAGGAUGACGUAUGGAAGCAAUAUGUCAAGACACAUCCACAAGUUAAAACAUUUCGAUACAAGUCAUACCAGUAUUUCCAAGACUGGAUUGAGAUUUUUGGAAAGGAUCGCGCAUCUGGAAGAAGUUCACAGGGCACAAUAGACCUUGAAAAAGUGGCAAGGAAACAACAGGCCUUGAAUGAUUUUGCUAAAGUGGCAAGCCAACAGCCAUAUCUACCUGACUCUGAUAUGAAUGAGUUCUCUAUCGGCCUCAAUGUACACACUCAAGAUGACUCUUUCUCCAAUACUAAUGAAAACGUCGACCAUGAGUUCUCCUACAGCUCUGUACCUCUAGAGGAGGAGGCCUCAGAUACUCGUUUUCCGGGUGAAAGCAACUCGGUCAAUUCCACCAAAAGGGAUGGUGAUAAGAAAACUCAAUCCAAAAGAAAGCGCAAGCAGCAAGAAUCUGCAACCUCCAAGGACUCGGUUAUUGUUGAUCUCAUGGAUAAGUUCUUCAAACAACAAAUGAAUCCAUUGGUAUCUUCGUCGACAAACUUGAUAAACAGAGUGAACAAUCGACGAGCAGCAAAUCUGAAGUUGUUGACAAGACAAAGCUUAUUCUUGAAGCUUUGA